Molecule: messenger RNA, 1131 nt
Organism: Zingiber officinale
Lineage: Eukaryota; Viridiplantae; Streptophyta; Magnoliopsida; Zingiberales; Zingiberaceae
Product: glutathione S-transferase U17-like
Exons: 2
Coding region: 300-971 (223 amino acids)
Biological process (GO): glutathione metabolic process
Cellular component (GO): cytoplasm
Molecular function (GO): glutathione transferase activity
Source: RefSeq, a predicted model, not a curated record
AAUAGCGAAAACUAGGGGUUUGAGACGGCGGCCGCCAUGAGGCUUGUUGCUCCGCUUGUUCUUCAUCCUCGUGACUCAUCUAUUAUUUGAUCGAGAAUUCGGCCUUCUCAUCGCCCAUGGCGAGUGGCGACGUCGCCUUCGAUACAAUCUAUGCGAAGGCGACGCAGCAGACAGAACAACAAGACAAAGCUAUACUUCUUCCCCGGAAGAACCAAUGACCGGCACUUGCUUCCUCCUCUCUAUAAAAUCACACUUCCGCUGCCCAAUUCAAUCAUCAAGCAUUUUGACAUCUUCAAUCCAUGGCGGAGGUGAAGCUGCUCGGGAAAUGGCCGUGCCCCUACGUGCUGCGCGCGAGGGUGGCCCUGCAGCUGAAGAAAGUAGAGUACGAGUAUCUGGAAGAAGAGUUAGGCGGCAAGAGUGAGCUCCUCCUCAAAUCCAACCCCGUCCACAAGAAAAUCCCCGUCCUCAUCCACCGCGGUCGACCCCUGUGCGAAUCCCUCAUCAUCGUCCAGUACAUUGAUGAGGCUUGGCUAGCGGCGCCCGGCCUCUUACCUGCGAGCACCCACGACCGCGCCUUCCACCGCUUCUGGGCUGCCUACUUCGAUGACAAGUUGUCACCAUUGCUGACUCGACUGCGAAACGGGGAACGAGGCAGAGCGAAUGAAGAAGCGGCUGAAGGGGUUAAGCUCUUAGAGGAAGCCUUUGUGAGGUUGAGCGAGGGGAAAGGGUUCUUUGGCGGUGACGAGAUUGGCUACCUCGACAUCACGAUUGGAUGUCACUUGGGAUGGAUACGGGUGACGGAGAGGUUGAUGGGGUUCAAACUGAUUGAGGAGGCGAAGGUGCCGGCGCUGGCGGGUUGGGCGGAGAGGUUCUGCGCGCACGAGGCGGUGCAGGGGAUAAUGCCGGAGACGGAGAAGCUGAUGGAGAUCUUCCAGUUGGCCCAAAUUCACAUGAAACGGUCUAAAAGAUAAUUUUUAGUAAUCGUUAUUGCCCAUGAAAUCUGUUAUGGGCCGGCUAUUUCUAGUUGUUUUUUUGGAGGCUCUAGUCCACGUAUGCAAAGGUUACUAGCAUUUUCUUCAUCAACCAGAAAAAAGGCAAAAAUAAAAAAGAAGUGGUUUAUUUUUAUUAUCA